AUGAUCAAAACGAGCAUCAUAUUCUUGAAUGUUUGUGAUAUGAGAAAGUGUGUUUUUUGCAGAGAAGAAACAGUGGUGGCACUAGUGAAAUAUGGUGCGUAUGUUGGGGUGUUUGAUGACCCAACACCUAUGAAUCCAGCAUUGUCAAGAUUCAGGCACAUUUUCGUGGGCAUAAAGUUCGAAAGCAUUAUAAAAAAGUGGUGUGGUCGGAAACAAAAAUAUGUUGGAGUGGAAAAGGCAUUGGCUAGGGUGUAUUCUUGUGGGGAGGUUGGGGGUGGCAAAGAUAGAUACACAGUUGAUGAUAUUGAUGAAAUUCGAAAAGAAUGGUCUUCCUUUGUGGCAACCUUUAUUUUUCGGUGAUCUUUUGUAC
Molecule: messenger RNA, 370 nt
Organism: Lactuca virosa
Lineage: Eukaryota; Viridiplantae; Streptophyta; Magnoliopsida; Asterales; Asteraceae
Source: the annotation of a GenBank genome assembly